GAACUGGGGAGCAGGUUACAAAAAACAACAGGAAAAAAGACAUACAGCACCAGGGAUUCGCUGGUCGUCACCGACCCAACUACUGAUCUGGCGGUCGGUAGCUUAUCUAGGGGAGAGCGGACGGGAUCCCGAGUUUUCUACCGCCUAUGGCCGUAUGUGAUAGGACUACACUGA
Molecule: messenger RNA, 174 nt
Organism: Thermothielavioides terrestris NRRL 8126
Lineage: Eukaryota; Fungi; Ascomycota; Sordariomycetes; Sordariales; Chaetomiaceae
Exons: 1
Source: RefSeq, a predicted model, not a curated record